This is a messenger RNA of Camelina sativa (false flax), 1364 nucleotides long. RefSeq names its product phloem protein 2-A6 (gene PP2-A6). Gene Ontology annotation, biological process: signal transduction. Lineage: Eukaryota; Viridiplantae; Streptophyta; Magnoliopsida; Brassicales; Brassicaceae. The record is from RefSeq and is a predicted model, not a curated record.
AAGCAUCUUGACAAUACACAAAAGCUUAAACAAUAAUCAUCAUGGCUUCUUCUUCUUCUGUUGUGAGACCAACCCCAACGGGGCCUCAAGUGUUCAUCAGCUUCCGCGGAAAAGAUGUGCGCAAAAACUUUGUAAGCUUUCUUGACCCUGCCUUGAGAGAAGCGAAUAUAAACGUCUUCAUAGAUGAGGACGAGUUGUUGGGCGCAGAUUUGGUUAACCUGUUGAAGAGGAUAGAAGAGUCUGAGAUCGCGCUGGUGAUAUUUUCCGAGGAUUUCACAAGUUCACAUUGGUGCUUGGAUGAGCUGGCCAAGAUGAAGGAAUGCAAGGACCAAGGCCGUCUUGUAGUGAUUCCCAUCUUCUACAAAAUUGAACCUUCGGUCGUGAAAUAUCUUAAAGGAAAAUUUGGCGAUAAUUUCAGGGAUAUGAAACGCAAUCAUCUACACCAGCCACUAAGAACACAGAAAUGGGAGGAAGCUUUAGUGUCUAUUCCCGAAACAAAAGGCAUGCCCUUGGCAGAACAGAGUGACAAGACCGAUAAAGACUUCAUAACCUCACUGGUCAUCAAGAUUCAAAAAUUAAUGGAGAAUAUGGCUGUGAGGAGAAGAAACCAAGAAAUAGAAGCGAACCAGGGAGGUUCCAUCGUCCCAGCAAGGAAACCAAAAAGAGAAAUGAAUCCUCAAGGAAGCUCCAUGCUCCCAGUAAGGGUGCCAGAAAGAGAAGCGAGUCAUCAAGGAGGUUCUGUGGUACCUUCCAUGGUCCCUGCAAGGGAGUUAGAAAUCACUCAUUAUGACAAACCUCAAAGAUGGACUUGGAAUACUAUCACGGAGGGACCAGACUCUGCGGAAAUUGAAAUCGCCACGUCGAAUAAAGUUUACUGGCUUAAAAUAGUCGGAACAUUAAGUACGGAGAAUCUAACACCAGGAACAGAGUACGAGGCUGUAUUCGUAGUGAAACUAGAAAAUGAUGCAAGUGGAUGGGAGCUACCGGUGACUCUGAAGCUGAAGGUGGUACAACACGAUGGGGAUGACGAUCGGGUGGAUCGAACAGAGAACUUGAAAGAUUACAUAGGCUGCGACUGGGUGGAUAUUUUGGCCGGAGUAUUUGUGGUUCCGCCGAAAGCUACUCCCGCAACAAUCAUUUUCACUAUGUAUCAGUACGCAGAUGAUUACAAGAAAAAGGGACUCGUCGUCAAAGGUGUUACAAUACGUCCCACGAACUAAUGCGCACAGGCAAAACCGCAAAAGGAUAUAUGAUCUUUGUCGUUGUCUAAUAUUUGUAUUCCAAUAAUGAAACAUGGUCUGUUUUGUACACAAAUGAAUUGUACUUCUUUUGUUUUGUUUGAAAAAAUCUUAUAAAUUUUUAUA